GAGCCGGGAUGUCGACUGACCGCCUCAUAAAAACAAACUCAAAAGAAGUCGAUGAAGGAACAGAAAGAAACAGGAAGAAGAAGAAGAAGCAGAAGAAGAAGACGACUACGACGACGAGAUCGGUAGCAUAAUGGCUGCGUCCAGGAGACUAACAAAGGAGCUCGGUGACAUCAGGAAAUCUGGACUGAAGCAUUUCCGCAACAUUCAGGUCGACGAAUCAAAUAUCUUAACCUGGCAAGGGCUAAUUGUUCCUGAUUGUCCUCCAUAUGACAAAGGAGCAUUUCGCAUUGAGAUCAUCUUCCCUGCCGAGUACCCCUUCAAGCCACCCAAGGUAACUUUCAAGACAAAGAUCUACCAUCCCAAUAUUGACGAGAAGGGUCAGGUCUGCCUGCCUAUUGUCAGUGUGGAGAACUGGAAACCAGCAACAAAAACCAUCCAAGUGAUCAAUAAUCUCAUUGCUCUGGUGAGCGUCCCCCAGCCCGAGCACCCGCUGAGGGCAGACCUGGCCGAGGAAUACACUAAAGACCAGGGUAAAUUCAUGAAGAAUGCCGAGGAGUUCACAAAGAAACACAGUGAAAAGCGACCUAUGGACUAAUGUCACCACACUGACACUCACGGCUGUUGGCCUCCUUUCUGUUUCCUGUUGAAAAAGCUCACCCUGAUUCUCUGUUCUUAUCUCGAAAACCACACAGAGUUGCCCAGAUUUGUGUUCCUGCAUUGUUUUAGCACUCUGCACCACUAAUAGAGGAUUGUGUUUUCUGUUUCACUUUGCCAAAAAAUUAAGAAAAAGCAGUAAUUUUGCUGAAUAGGCAGGUUCUGGCCUCUAGGUGUCACCUUUUGAUUUGUUGAUGGCUUCUUUCUACUGAUUUCUUUAUAGAAAAACAAGAAAAUUGUCAGAGGUGGCAUCCUGCAAAGUUAAACAUCAGGAAUAAUUAAAAUGCUGUUCUUACUUAAAUGUUGAAUGUGUUCUCAGAUUGAUCAUUAGUUCAUGCAGACAUGUUUACAGAUUUUAUAGCUUUGUUUUCAGAAGUUAAAACCAUGCAGCAUCCAAUGGUGUUAGUCUAUAUCUUUUUUCCUUAUUUGCUUUUUGGUUCCGUCUGUACUCUGUAAAAUCACCUAUUGCAGUACAUGGAAAAGUUUGAUGAUUCAGAACUUGUAAAAAAAAGUUUAUGAAAUGAAUUAACAACCAUUUGUCUUUGUAUUUUGAGACGUUUUGGGACAGAAAUCCCUUCGAACUAUUAUCACUCCUCUGUUGGCCUCCCAGGAAAGUACACACAGUCAGGGAGCAUUACAUUACUUUUUAUGCAGGUGGGGAAUUGGAUGUUUUUGUUUUGUUGAUAUAACUACUGGAUGUCUGGAUACCAGACAUAGUUCUUUGGGCACGUCACAGUUUCUUUGGUCUAUUAUUGCAUCUUUCAUGACAGAAAUAAGACAAACCCUUUGUUUUAGAGCUAUUGUUAACACACAGGGUUGAUCUUCUGCACUGUUCAAUGUCACCUAAUCACACUCACUGACAAUAUUGUCAUACUAGGAGCAUUCUAUAGAAAGCGCUGAUUGGUUGUUUGAAUUGCAAUUGGUUUUCCGUCUGCUGUUAAUGUUUCUGUAAUCAGCAGUUGAACAGCGCUAAUUUAAAAGCUUUCCUCGUCAAACACCGGUGGCUGUCGAAUCCUAGCACAGACCCGGCCCGCUCUAUGCUGUCAACACAUCCAGCUGCAGGUGGUAGACAGAAGGUCUUCAUUGAAUAAAGAUCUGUGAUGGAUGCUUAAUCAAA
Messenger RNA from Pleuronectes platessa (European plaice), 1771 nucleotides. It is a transcript of the gene ube2l3a, whose product is annotated as ubiquitin-conjugating enzyme E2L 3a. The transcript is spliced from 4 exons. NCBI's taxonomy places the organism in Eukaryota, Metazoa, Chordata, Actinopteri, Pleuronectiformes, Pleuronectidae. The coding region runs from base 131 to 595 and encodes 154 amino acids. The record is from RefSeq and is a predicted model, not a curated record.